Molecule: messenger RNA, 1517 nt
Organism: Triplophysa rosa
Lineage: Eukaryota; Metazoa; Chordata; Actinopteri; Cypriniformes; Nemacheilidae
Gene: timm13
Product: translocase of inner mitochondrial membrane 13 homolog (yeast)
Exons: 5
Coding region: 374-658 (94 amino acids)
Source: RefSeq, a predicted model, not a curated record
GUUCUGGCCCGGUUUCACAGAGACGCGACGCAGCCGACUCAACAGAACCUGGUGGCCGUCUCUCGUCUCGGGCAGUUUUAAUUGCAGUGUUGGGUCGAAACACGACUAUUCCCAUGUGUUGUGGCUUUCGUUUUAUCCAGCCCGGAUCUGACAGCAGCGAGUAUGUGUGUUCCCUGGGGAUCAAAGCCAAGACCUGAAUUCUCUACCAGUUAAGUACUAUUUGUGCGUGUGAACUUCAUUUCCCAGAAGUCAACAGUACGGAUGUCUUCGAGUGCGCUUCCGGUUCAUCUCAAGGGCAAAACUAUCACAUGUGCCGAAGCGACACAGAAUUUAAUAUCUCCGGGCCAGUUUUAUUAUAUCAAUAGUUUAUAAAAUGGACAGUUUUGGUUCAGAUUUUUCUUCAGGCUCGUCUGGUAAAAUGGACACCGGCACUAUAAUGGAACAAGUCAAAGUUCAGAUCGCGGUUGCUAAUGCACAAGAGCUGCUGCAGAGAAUGACUGACAAAUGCUUCAAGAAGUGCAUUGGCAAGCCGGGGAGCACGCUGGACAAUUCCGAACAGAAAUGCAUCGCCAUGUGCAUGGAUCGUUAUAUGGAUGCGUGGAACACGGUCUCCCGCGCUUAUAAUUCCAGAUUACAGAGAGAAAGAGCACGCAUUUGAUGUGAAGAUGGUGGCCUGUUCUCCUCUGUGUCGCUCAGGUAGUGAUGCUGGACCUCCCCGACAGGUGCAUUGGCUCUCUUACCUCAAAACAACAACUGAAGGCUACAGACGGAACCAGGUGCUUGGAUUAAAACUUUACACGGACUAAUUAAACUUUAUUUCGAGGUGUCGAAAACAAUGCAUAUGAUAUAUAUUUGUCAUGAAAUUCUUCACUAGUUCGCAUUAUGAUGGUUAUAAUGGGUUGAUUAUUUCUUGCGCUUUAAAUUACGUCUAGAAUAAGACGAAAGACUAGAAUUUUAGCUCUGCCCAUUCUGUAUUCUGUCAGCAGGUGUCUCUAUGUUUAAUAUCAAUGGAAGGUUUCCUCCCCCUGUGUUGGUAUCCAUUCAGCAAAGAACCAUUCAAAACGCAGUGUACCAUCUGACCGGAUCUGUCGCCCUCAGAGGGGACAGCUCACCUCUGUUCCACAAACCUAGUUCUUUUCACAAAGGGAAGUCUUUGUUGCAAUAAUUGUAGCUUCUUCACCAGGAGCUGCCAGAAAGUGCUUCUUAUCUCUGACAAACAAAACGCAUUUGUCAAAGCUGGAGUGUCGCUCGUCUCAUUGUCUGUUAGCCACAGUAGCAGGUUUGUUCAGACACCCUCUGCUCAUUUACGAACCCCUGUUUAAAAGUAGAUCACUUUGUAUACAAGCAUUUCUUAGACCUGCCUUUGGUUUGGAUGCGGAGGCAAACUUUACCGGAGAUGUCCUGACAGAUUUUGUGUAAUUGUCACUCAGCUGUUUUUAUGGAAUGCCAAUAAAUACCGUCAAACCAGUCCAUUUUUAUUGAUGAUGUUUGUGUCGCAUUGACAAAAUAAACAGAGA